This is a messenger RNA of Poecilia reticulata (guppy), 2805 nucleotides long. Lineage: Eukaryota; Metazoa; Chordata; Actinopteri; Cyprinodontiformes; Poeciliidae. The record is from RefSeq and is a predicted model, not a curated record.
GCCGCCAGUGACUGCUAGCCAAUUACGAAGAGAGGAGAAAUGCUAAUGUUUACAACCAGUGAAGUGGCUCCAGUUUCCCAGUAAAACCAGUGAUUCAGGUCAUUUUGCUGCACGGAGUGAAAUGACAAUUAGAUAAUGUGCCAAGUUAAAUGACGAGGUUAAACAUUCAGCGUCCUGAUGGAUUGGGUGUUCGUCAUGAACCGGAUGAGCUCUCAGGGCAGCGCGGCGGCCCAGCGGCGGCGCAUGGCCCUGGGGGUGGUGAUCCUGCUGCUGGUGGACGUCAUCUGGGUGGCCUCGUCUGAGCUCACCACGUACAUCUUCAAGCGGCAGGACUACAAUAAGCCGUUCUUCAGCACCUUCACCAAGACCUCCAUGUUUGUUCUCUACCUGCUGGGCUUCCUGCUGUGGCGCCCCUGGAGGCAGCAGUGCAGUGGCGCCCUGAAGCGCCGCCAGUCUGCCUUCUUUGCUGACGCUGAGGCCUACUUCGCUCCCUGCACCACUGACAGCGCUGUGAACAACUGCUUGAGCGAGCCGCUUUACGUCCCGAUGAAGUUCCAGGACGCAGCAGCCGAUCCGUACGACUGUUUACCUGCAGACUGUGAAACCGCCUCCAAAAAGCAACGGGUUCAUUUCAGCAACAUCAUGGAGGUGCGUCAGCUGCCGUCCACCCAGGCCCUGGAGGCCAAGCUGUCCCGUAUGUCCUACCCGGCCGCCAAGGACCACGAGGCCGUGCUGCGCACGGUGGGGAAGCUAACCAUCACCGAUGUGGCUAAAAUCAGCUUCUUCUUCUGCUUUGUGUGGUUCCUGGCUAACCUUUCCUACCAGGAAGCUCUGUCUGACACGCAGGUGGCCAUCGUCAACAUCCUGUCCUCCACCUCAGGCCUCUUUACGCUCAUCUUGGCAGCCAUCUUCCCCAGUAACAGCAGCGACCGGUUCACGUUGUCCAAACUGUUGGCCGUGGCUCUCAGCAUGGGAGGAGUCGCUCUGGUGAGUCUGUCCAGCAUGGACAACCCUGAUGAGAAAGGAGUCGUAGGCUCUCUGUGGUCGCUGGCGGGGGCCGUGCUGUACGCCGUUUACAUCGUCCUCAUCAAGAGGAGAGUGGACCGCGAGGACAAGCUCGACAUCCCCAUGUUCUUUGGAUUCGUGGGCCUCUUCAACCUGCUGCUGCUCUGGCCCGGUUUCCUGCUGCUCCAUUUCUCCGGCUUCGAGGCCUUUGAGCUCCCCAGCCAGCUGGUCUGGACCUACAUCCUGAUCAACGGCCUGAUCGGAACCGUCCUGUCCGAGUUCCUGUGGCUCUGGGGCUGCUUCCUGACGUCGUCUCUGAUCGGGACUCUGGCUCUCAGCCUCACUAUCCCGCUCUCUAUCCUGGCAGACAUCUGCCUGCAGAAGGUCCAGUUCUCCUGGCUGUUCUUUGCUGGAGCCGUUCCCGUCUUCCUCUCCUUCUUCAUUGCUGCGCUGCUCUGCCACUACAACAACUGGGACCCGGUGCUGCUGGCGCUGCGCCGCCUCUACACAUUCAUGUUCAGGAAGCACCGAGCGCAGAGGUACGGCGGCCCCAAACGGUCAAAAAUACGAUCAGGAAGCACCGAGCGCAGAGGCUGUCAGACGAACAGACUGAAAGCCUUAUUCCUCUGCACUCGGUUGAUGAGGGUUCGUCCUUCUGACGCCUUGGAGCCAACAGGCUGGAAGCCUCCUGGGCGUUGAACCUGCGCCUGUCAUCCAUCCAGCCUGAUCUUUUAUUUUUGGUUCUUUGUGUCGGUUCUGGUUUCGUAGAAGCGGGUCGGGGUCGGAUCGUCGAUCUGCUGAGUCGGCUCUACUUCCUGCAGCUCUUUUCAGAAAUCGGUUUAAAGCCAAACAUCCGGUUAAAUUCAACUUUGCUUCGUUUGAGGCGAAUGAAACCAGAACAGCUGAUCUGGACCGGAGAGCAAAGUGAAGCUCAGAACCUCUGAGGACCGAACCGUGGCAACGGGGAACCGUGGCAACGGGGAACCGUGACGACGGGGAACCGUGGCAACGGGGAACCGUGGCAACAGGGAACCGUGGCGACGGGGAACCGUGGCAACGGGGAACCAUGACGGGGAACCGCGGCGACGGGGAACCGCGGCGACGGGGAACCGCGGCGACGGGGAACCGUGACGACGGGGAACCGCGGCGUCGCUCGGGACCAGAACACUAAUUUCUCCUGGAUGGAUUCACCUUUAACCUCAGAGGAAGUGAAGUGAUCCAGUUUGCUCUGAGUUUCCUCCGUUUAAUGGAGACGAGCAGAAACACGUUAAUUUAUCAAUCACUACAGAUUUCUGCUGCGUCUCUACGUGAAGCUGAAAACCGGCCGGCGCCUCCGGACUGCUGGGACUUCUGUCCUCAAACAAAGCACUUCUUCUUCUCCUCCUUCUUCUUCUUCUUCUUCUCCUCCUUCCUUCCUUCCUGUGAACGCCUCCUCAGCAGGAGAAAAGCCGACUCUUCUCGGUUCAUCCGGUUAAAUGUGCUGUGAUGUUUUUGCUUGGUUGGUUUUUGUUCGUUGCACUUUGUCUGUUUCUUCUUCUGUGGUGAUUUCAGCUGAGAAGAUUUUAAAGAAGAUUAAUGUUUAUGUUUUAUAAUGGUGCUUGUGAAAUCAUGGGUUGGGUUUUUCUUUCUCAGGUUCUGUUUUGUUUUCAGGAUGUUGUACAAUCUAAGAAAAAAGGCUUAAAAAGUCAUGUUGAUAAUAAUAAUCGCCCCUUUAUCAACCAACUCGUGAAUAAUUCCUUUAUUUUUCAAACCUGUUUUCAUACUUCAGUGCACUAUUAAAACAUAUAUUUCUAAAAUUCA